Messenger RNA from Acanthosepion pharaonis, 597 nucleotides. NCBI's taxonomy places the organism in Eukaryota, Metazoa, Mollusca, Cephalopoda, Sepiida, Sepiidae. The record is from the annotation of a GenBank genome assembly.
AUGGGGUUAGAAAUUAAACACUUCUGCAAAUUGCAUUCAUUCUUGUCAAUAUUUGCUUUUUGGGCAGAUUUAAAACUGGACACUUCCCCUCCCAGCUUCUGCCCUUUUGUCUUCAAGUCACAAAUCGAAGACAGAAGUCUUAGAGAUACAUCAAAACAGAAAGCAAAUCCACCUGAAUUUCAACCACCUUUAGUUUGGAAUGGGGAAAAUCUGUCGUCGUCUCCUUUGCUGAAACGACUCAUUGUUACAAGAAAGACAAGUUCAUUGUUGGGUGAGGUGACAGAGAAUUGUGAACGCGUGCGAGAACAAUGGCGGGAAACAUUUGCAACACCUCCACCAACGAGACUCACGAUUUACCGGAUACGUGACAAAUUUGAGCAGACAGGAUCUAUCCACAAUGCACCAAAGAGUGGUCGACCAAUCACAGUCACAACGCCGGAGAAAGCAAUGCAAGUCUCCCAGACAUUCACCCAGAACCCUAAGAAAUCAAAAAACAGGGCAGCAGCUGAAUUGGGUAUUGAACGCAGAUCGUUGGGUCGUUUGAUGCACCGUGUUGGACUGGAAAUGAGCUUUACAGAAGCUGGCCAAUGUAAUUGA